Molecule: messenger RNA, 5582 nt
Organism: Toxotes jaculatrix (banded archerfish)
Lineage: Eukaryota; Metazoa; Chordata; Actinopteri; Toxotidae
Gene: galnt12
Product: UDP-N-acetyl-alpha-D-galactosamine:polypeptide N-acetylgalactosaminyltransferase 12
Exons: 10
Coding region: 600-2336 (578 amino acids)
Cellular component (GO): Golgi apparatus
Source: RefSeq, a predicted model, not a curated record
CACAAGUUUAUGUAGCCGCCAGGCGAAGUUCAUCUAGUUACCCAACAGCUGCCUAUAACAUUAAAUAUUUCACACAGAUAGUAUUUGGACACCGCUUCUUAAUCUUGAGAACGACUUGACAUCCAUGUCGAUUUUAAUUUUUUGAAGGGGAACUGCAGACGACGCUUUCGAUUUGACCUAGAUUUGUUUGUCUCCAGUGGGAAGCUACAGGUUAGGUAGCUAGCUAAUCCGAGGAGAUAACUAAUCCGAGUUUGCUAAUCCUUUCACACUUGUCUUUAGUGCACCGUUAAAGAGAGUCGAGGAGGAGGUGGAGAAGGAGGAGGAGGAGUGUUCUACUCCAGCGUCCGUCGAGAUAAAGACGUUAAGGUUCCGCUCUGAGCUAACACCUCUCACAGAGUUGGUAGUUGGACAUUUUUUUCCAAGGAAAUGAAAACUUAACUCGACAGAUUACCCGAAAGCAUGAAGGACAAACUUGAAGUCGAAACUGGACAAGUUUGUUGAAACCGCAAGUGUCACUUCAGCUGUAGGUGCCAGCGGCGUGCAGCUCUCCAGGGCAUGAGACCUCCGUCCAGCUCUGCACCGAGGAAGGAAGCGACACGAUGGCAGCCUGCUCAAGAAGGAAUCGACCCAAGUUACUUGUUUUCCUCUUUGGUGCCACUUUACUGGGAUGUCUGAUAUUUUUCAGACACAACUCCGGGGACGCGAGCUCGUCCAGUCGACGCGAGGCCCCUGUCGGAGGAGAAGAUGUGGAAAACGAACAGCUUAAGAAGCCCGUCUACGAGAAGCCCCCCUUGGAUUUAAAUGCCCCGGGGGAAAUGGGGAGGGCCGUCAAACUGAAUCUGAACGAAGGGGAGAAGAGGAAAGAGGAGGAAAGUCUCCAGAAGAAUCAGAUUAACAUUUAUGUCAGUGAUAAAGUGUCGCUUCAUCGCAGGCUGCCAGAGAGAUGGAACCCACUUUGCAGAGAGCUGAAAUAUGAUUACCGCUCCUUGCCAACAACCUCUGUGGUGAUCGCCUUCUACAACGAGGCCUGGUCCACCUUGCUGAGGACAGUCCAUAGCGUGCUGGAGACGUCCCCUGACAUCCUGCUGAAAGAGGUGGUGCUGGUGGACGACUACAGCGAUAGAGAUCAUCUGAAGGAGCCGCUGGAAAGGUACAUCUCAGGUUUGAGGAAGGUGCGUUUGAUCCGGGCCACCAAGAGGGAGGGUUUGGUGCGAGCCCGGUUGCUAGGGGCGUCCAUCACCACGGGAGAUGUGCUGACCUUCCUGGACUGUCACUGCGAGUGUCAUGAGGGCUGGUUAGAGCCCCUGCUCCAAAGGAUCAAAGAGGAGCCAUCGGCUGUGGUGUGUCCCGUCAUCGAUGUGAUCGACUGGAACACCUUUCAGUAUUUAGGCAACUCUGGUGAACCUCAGAUUGGGGGGUUUGAUUGGCGGUUGGUCUUCACCUGGCACACUGUCCCAGAGCACGAGCAGAAACGCCGUCGCUCCCCCACUGAUGUCAUCAGGUCUCCUACCAUGGCAGGUGGCCUGUUUGCUGUGAGCAAGAACUACUUCCAUUACCUGGGAACAUAUGACACAGGGAUGGAGGUGUGGGGAGGAGAGAACCUGGAGUUCUCCUUCAGGAUUUGGCAGUGUGGAGGCACCCUGGAGAUCCACCCAUGCUCCCAUGUGGGCCACGUGUUCCCUAAAAAGGCCCCUUACUCCCGGAGCAAAGCUCUUGCAAACAGCGUGAGAGCUGCUGAGGUCUGGAUGGAUGAGUACAAAGACAUCUACUACCAUCGGAGCCCACACGCACGACUGGAGGCCUUUGGCGACGUGACAGAGCGGAAGAGGCUUAGAGAGAAGCUGGGCUGUAAAAGCUUCAGGUGGUAUCUGGACAACGUUUACCCCGAUAUUCAUAUCCCAGAGGAUCGACCAGGCAUGUUUGGAAUGCUUAAAAACCAGGGGAAGACCAACUACUGCUUUGACUACAAUCCUAUAGAUGAACACAAAGUGGUGGGCCAAAGGGUCAUCCUAUACCCGUGUCACGGCAUGGGUCAGAACCAGUUCUUUGAAUACUCCAUGGACGGUGAGAUCCGCUACAACACGAGGGAACCUGCCGGAUGCGUUGCGGGUGACAACAUCAGCACCUACCUGACCGUCCAGCUGUGCAGAAAACGAGGCCAACUCGUACCUGCAGAUCAGAAAUUUGACCUCCGAGAGGAUGGGACUCUUUACCAUGUGAUGAGCCAGAAGUGUGUUCAGGCAGAGGACAAGACAGACAACGGGACACCAGCCCCCUCACUCCGGCCGUGCUCUGACAGCCUCCUGCAAAAGUGGUUCUUUCAGGAGAGAAUGUAACGGCAUCGACCCUGAGUAUACGAACAAAUCUAUUUUUCCGGAGCAAUAUCCCGAGGACGGAUAUUGGUGGAUUGAAUUGCUUAAUGCUGUUUGAUAUAUGUGCCUUGCCCUGAAAGGAGCCCAAAGGAGGAAGCUCGCGUGCUCCCUUCCAAACUCCACGCCUUUGCACAUUUUUCUGCCGGUUAAAUCAAUAGGAAAUUAUACUGAUAAGUACUUUCUGAAGUACUUUGUAAAUAUUUUAUAUAUAUAUAUAUAUAUAUAUAUAUAUAUAAAAUAUUUGUUUCUUGGAGGCUGUUGCUGGGAGUCAGGAGCCAACUGGAAUAUGCGCUGUUUCUGUAAUCUACUCGUUUUAUGUGCACAUGGACAAACUGUGAAACAUGUGUGCGUCCAUCUGAAAGAAAACAAAUACUUAAUACCUCUGUCAUCAUACCCGGAGCCUCUUCAUGGCUGACGUUCCGGUGAUUUUCAGAGCCACAUCAUGAGGCAUUUUUAGGACAUCUUCUCCUGUAGAGGGGGCCAACGUGCCUCUCUGCACGUUCCUUUCUUCCACUGUACUUUCUGUUUGUCAAGAGAAAGUGGGACAAAUCUUCAGGUAUUUUGUUAAGAACCUUUUCAGGACAUUUUGAGGGCUUGCUCCUCUUACGUACAGGUGGCUUAGAGAAAAGCCUUAGAUCACAGGCAUUAUUCAAGCACCGAGCAAAUCUUGAACUUAAUCACCUAACUACUGAUAACAGCAGAAACUCCGGUCUUAUUCUAUUCUGCUUUUGCUGAGGUAAUUUUGAAAUGCAAAUUUAACUGAGGUAAAAUGACGCAGGUCAUUUGCUAGCUUUUGUAGUCAUUUUUGUAAAGAGGAAAUUUAAAAAAAAAAAAAAGUUUGAUAUAGUUUAUUGGCCGAUGCAGCUUCAAAAGACUAAAUCAUAGCCAUAUUUUAUGGAUUUAAUUCAUGUGGUGUCAACAGUGUUUGUUUUAAAUGAUGUAUUUUGUAGAUGAGACUAAAUGACUGUUAUUUGCAGCAUCACUGCAGACAUAUCUCAACUUUAUUCAUAAAUAAGUGGUAAUUUAUUCACUUAAUGCAAGUGAGUGAUUUCAAUGUAUAAACACUGAAAUCGCAAGAAUAAGAUCGUCUUCUUUAUCUUAUUUGGAGCCCAUAGAAAGUGCCUGACAUUUAAAAAAAAACAACUUCUAAUUCUAUUUUAACAACCCAUCACGUUAAUAUGAUUAUGAGAAAUGCUCUUGAAUGUAGAGUUUGUCACAAGAUGAGACAUACCGAGAGCAGUAGGUAAAGUUGUGACGGAGCGUCUGCACACUUAUAGAACACAUGAACGCAUUAGAGGAGGCAUUCCCCUGAGUGAAUGCAUAUUACUCCGGUGGGUUGUACUGAUUCGUGCACACUGCCUCUGUUUCCAUCCAUCAGAAUUAGACAGCUAUAGAUCCCUCUUUUAGGAGCUGUGGUCACUUCUGUGGCUGUCCCCUCAGGCUAUGCAGAGGGAAUAAGGGAAACACGGCGGAGGAGUAGACAGUUGUUGGCAUCUCCAGAGUGCUGGGACGGCAGAUGGCUUCCUGAUUGAUUUUCUGGUCCUCUCCCAAUUCUUUAUCGCCACCUCUCCCUCUCUCUGUGUCAGAGGUUUGCAGCGGAGGACUUAUCUUUUGGACUCACGCCAGCCAGGUCCUCCUCAGAUGAGCGCUUGUAUACGCGCGCGCUUGAGGUUUGAUUUAUGAACGGAAGUCAUCAAGAGUACAGUUUUUGACAGCAGGAGCAGAUAAUGGAGGAGGCAGAAUGAAGCAAUUUGUGACCUCUUCCUUACCAUUAACCUUCACAGGCUUUUGGCCCAUCAGUCUCAAAGGAGCUCUGUUAGGAACUGAUGUCAUGGGAUGAUCGUACUAAAAUAGAUUUUUGCUAUUGAUUCAGAAAGUAUACUCACAAUAAGAUAAAUGGGAGAUGGAAAAAGACGAUUUUUUUUCCCACUACCACAGCUGGGACUAGAGUAGAAUCUGAAGCCCUUCCUUUGCCAAAUAUAAUGAACGUACAGUAAUGUGUAACGGUGACGUUGCAGGAACGUGGUAACAUCUGUGUGUAUGAGCUCACUAAGUACAAGCCUAAAGGGACAGUGCAAGAUGUGCAUUACUUACCACGCUGAACAUACAAUUGCAAUUUUAUUAUGGUGAACAGAGCAGUGUAAAAGAGUAUCAUCAGAUAGCUGCGCUGAGAAGGAUGAAGGCAUUAAAUAAAUCCCCCAACAUAUUGGAACAUGGAGUAAUUCCAUGGGUUAAAGUUCCCAGUGUUCUAUAAAGGCUUUUGCUGGCAUUAUGAGUGGCACGUAAAUGUGGAGACAAUGCUUGGCAAUAAAUGAAAUGGACCAAAUGACCAGUAGGAAGGGAAGGGAGGGGCAUUCAUCUCAGGGCAAGACUAAAGAGGGCUGGUUGUAUAUGGUUGACAGCGCUCGAUCUUGGUCACCACAUGGUCGAGAAAGUCAUAACUGGUUGUUUGAAACAGAUUCCGAGCUGCAGGCAGGGUCCCUGACCGUCCUGCACACUCUCGAUGGCUGAGCCUUCCGUGAUUUAAGACUUAAGAAAAGCUGCUUCAGAGAGUAUUAUCCAGUUUCCCCAGGAACAGGUGAAACUGCUCUUUUAAUACAGUGCUCAUGCUUUAUGCAUUAAACACUUAAGUAGCGACGACUUUUCCUUUUUCUCUUCAGUUUGUAUCUUUAGUCUGCGAGUGCAGCAGAAUUCUGUUAUUAAAAAGUGUUAUUUAUUUUUCCAUGUGGCCAUCUGUUACUCCAGACAUGUCCUACGUACGCAGGCGUUAUAUUGUAUGCUAAUUUGAUAUUGUACAUGGAGGUGCAAUGAAGUUGGUACUGGCCAGUUGCAGAUUAUAUCUCUCUGGCAGGUCAGAUAGGGCUUUUAUAUGAACACAACCUUUGUCGUAAACAGUGGUGAUAUUCUGAGGAUGUGUCGGAGCAUUUGUAAACCUUUUUAAAGUGGCUGAUUGUACUGUCACCCAACGCUAAUGGACCAAGCAGUGCAUAUCUUCUCUGUUUAUAAUGGCAAACAAUUCCCAGUGGAGACAUUUCAAUUAUUUAAGUGGUAAACAUGCACAAAUAAUAAUGCUGGAAUUCACUGUGUCUGGGGUAUUAAUGAUGUAACUGCAGUGGCCUUACGUUGUUAUUAGAAAAGCGAAGGAUGUAAUUAACAUCCAUGUAAUAUUAUUUUUGUAUUUGUUUGAUCCAAUAAAUGGAUCAAAUCUGA